AUGUUGAUUACUAAAGGCGAUGCUAGAAGAUUGGGUCUUAAUGAUGACCUUGUGAAGUAUUGGUUAUUGGUUGGUGCUCAACCUACAGACACCAUGCGUGGCAUUCUAAUGAGAGCUGAUCUAAUAACUCCACCAUUGAUGGUUGUGAUGGGACAGAAAAAGGGACCAUCUGGUGAUACUUUCAUUCAAUUCUUUGGAAGUCAUUGGACCCUUUUCAUUGGUCUAGAAGCUCCUCCUUCAUCUGCUCAAUCAUUUUCACAGUCUUGUAUGGCCUAUACUACAGAAGCAUGGAUGGCCAUGAUAGGUUGUACAUCCUUAAUGCCAUUUUCCCUUGCCUAUACUGAACUUGCAUUUUUCAUUUCUCAAGUUUCUGCAAUGAUAACUGUUAAAAAGGCUAAAUGGAUGCUGUUGAAUGUUGGACUUUAG
Molecule: messenger RNA, 426 nt
Organism: Dovyalis caffra
Lineage: Eukaryota; Viridiplantae; Streptophyta; Magnoliopsida; Malpighiales; Salicaceae
Source: the annotation of a GenBank genome assembly